AUGGCCACCGCGACUACCACAGCUGUUUUUCCCCUACUCCUCCUCUUUGCGGCCGCCGUUGCCGUCCCAUCGUCACCAUACCUCUCCCCCACCACCCUUUUCCAGAACUACCAAAAAAUGCUCACUAACUUCAAGAUUUUCAUAUACACCCCAGCUAAACCAUUCACUUUCCAAAACCCAGCUGCAUCUCUCUUCUACAGUUCCCUCCUCAACAGCCCGUUUCUCACCCAAGAACCCACUGAAGCCCACCUCUUCUUGAUACCCUUUUCCCCCGAAACAUCGACGCGCUCUCUUGCGCGUCUCGUCAGGGACCUCAGAAUCAACCAUCCUUACUGGAAUCGCUCUCUCGGGGCUGAUCAUUUUUUCGUAUCACCCACCGGUAUUGAUUAUUCAGCCGACCGUAAUGCUCUUGAGCUGAAGAAAAAUUCUGUGCAGAUUUCUGUAUUCCCUGUAAUCUCUGGUAAGUUUAUCCCGCAUAAAGACAUUACUUUACCUCCCGUGAACCUGGCCGCUCGCUUCAUCUCCGCUGUACCGGAGAAUGCUUCAACGUCGUCGUUUCUGGGUUAUUUAAAAUGGGAUGGAAAAACGGAGUCAAAUUUCGUUGAAGAAUUAAGGAAAGACGGUGAUUUCUUGAUCGAUAUCGAAAGGGAGUUAUUAGAUCCUGUGGAGAAUGUCAAAAACAGUAAAUUCUGCUUGCUUUUUUAUGCCGGUGACGUAGCAUGGAUGGUUGAGGCGAUGGCUCUGGGUUGCGUGCCGGUGGUGAUUGUGGACCGUCCGAUUCAGGACUUACCGUUGACGGAUGUUUUGAGAUGGUCAGAUUUAGGUUUGCUAGUGGCGGCACGUGGCGGCGCUAAGCGGCUGAAGGAGGUGUUGAAUGAUGUGAGCGAGGAAAAGUACAACGUGAUGCGAGAAAUGGCGUCAGCGGCGAGUAAGCAUUUGGUGUGGAAUGAAGAGCCUCAACCGUUGGAUGCGUUUCAUAUGGUGAUUUAUCAGCUGUGGCUCAGACGGCAUACGAUUAGAUACGCCCGGAGGGAGUCAUUUUAG
Molecule: messenger RNA, 1044 nt
Organism: Fraxinus pennsylvanica
Lineage: Eukaryota; Viridiplantae; Streptophyta; Magnoliopsida; Lamiales; Oleaceae
Source: the annotation of a GenBank genome assembly